Messenger RNA from Cooperia oncophora, 210 nucleotides. NCBI's taxonomy places the organism in Eukaryota, Metazoa, Nematoda, Chromadorea, Rhabditida, Trichostrongylidae. The record is from the annotation of a GenBank genome assembly.
AUGACGACUCUUAUUGCUAGCAAGCUGGGAUUACCGAUCAGUACUACGCAGUGCCUGAUUGGUUCAGUCGUUGUUGUCGGCUCCCUGAGAGGUGGUGAAGGCGUACACUGGGCAGUAUUCAGAAAUAUCGUGAUCACUUGGAUUUCAACAUUGCCGGCAUCAGUGUUGUUAUCUGCUGCAAUCAUGUGGAUAUUGGCUUUCACACUGUAG